Messenger RNA from Heterocephalus glaber (naked mole-rat), 949 nucleotides. The record is from RefSeq and is a predicted model, not a curated record. NCBI's taxonomy places the organism in Eukaryota, Metazoa, Chordata, Mammalia, Rodentia, Bathyergidae.
CAGCCCUUCUCUUAAUUUGUGUGUGUGCGUGUGCGCGCGCGCGCGUGUGUGUGGUUUCUUUCUGGCUAUCCUCCUGGAAGUAUAGAGCCUUGUAACUGUUGGGUAGUGCUAUCUAUACCUUCAGAGAGUAAGUAGAUAUGCCCUCUUUAGUGAAGCGCUUGGUCUUAUCCUUCUGCCUUGUUUCUUGCUGUAAAUUGACAUUCCCUUCUUUUCCAGUUCAUACAUAGGAAUUCAUGCAAAGGAGGUGACAUUCGAAAAUUCAAACUUAGAGUUGUAUUUCGAAUCUGGAAGGAAAAUGAAAUGCGAAUAAAUUCAUGCAAGCAAGCAUGAUCUGGGUGUAUGUAAGGUUAUCUAAGUGUCGUUUUUAAACAAUUUGACUAAUACAGAAUCAGAUACCUUCAUGUAAAGCACAGGACUUCAAUUCUGUGUCUGAUGGUUGUUGAGAUUAUUAUAGACAAGGUGUAUAAACACCUAAGCAGAGGUCUGUGUUCUCAUAUCACAGAAUAGUUGGGAAAAAAGGCUGUAAACUUAAUGCCUUAGAGUCAAGCCUGCAAAAGAAGUGUGUUCCUGUGAGAAAGAAGCUUCUAGAUGGAAUUGAACAGCGUCUUCAGUUUCCUUUCUGCCAAGAUGUUUCUGUUGGCUGGUAAGAAGACUGAGGAUGCCUCUGGUGACAAAACAACUGAGAGAUCCUGACAUAAAUCCUUGCUUGUCGGAGACUGAUGCUUCUGCCAGAUGUAUGGCUGAAAAUAACUAUAACAAGGAAAGGUGUUCCAGUUGUUUCUUGAAGUACAAAAACUGCCGGAAAUUCUGGAAUUCUAUCAUGGUCCAAAGAAGACAGAAUGGAGUGAAGCCAUUUAUGCCUACAGCAGCAGAAAGAGCUGAAAUCUUGGGAGCAAUGGGAAAGAUGCCCUAUUGAAUGUUUGCAUUAAAAUUUAUGAUAUAACUAGAA